AUGGAAUUAAAAAGUAGUCACAUUCAGAUUAAUGUAGAUCUAAGUGCACCAUAUAUUAUAACUGCGACUAUUAUGCAUAAUGUUAUGCACUUUACUAUAAUGAGAAAUGAAGAAAUGAAAUCUGCGCUCAUCUUAAAUUCAAUAAAUUACGGUACGUGUUAUUGUAAGAAAGUUGAGAAUAAGUUUGAAGUUUUUCUCAGUUCUCACUCGAUCUCAUUAGAAUUUACAUUAAGCAGAAAUUGCAAUGUCAGCACUAAGGCCUGA
Molecule: messenger RNA, 264 nt
Organism: Clunio marinus
Lineage: Eukaryota; Metazoa; Arthropoda; Insecta; Diptera; Chironomidae
Source: the annotation of a GenBank genome assembly